UGUGGGGCACCGCCAUAGCCACGUUGCUGGUUGUGCUGGUGGAGAGGCGCAGGUGGCUGAGCCAGUGCUGCCCUGUGAGCUCCCUCCCCGCAGGAGCCUCUGCAGGACCCCCGACUCGUGUAGCCCUGCAGCCUGCUACAUGCUUCCCAGGCCGGAGAACACCAACACACCUUCAGUGUUGGUGUCAUUUGAAGAUGUGGCUGUGGACUUUACCCAGGAAGAAUGGCAGACAAUGGACAAUGCUCAGAGGACCCUGUAUAGGGAGGUGAUGCUUGAGACCUAUCACAAUCUGCUCUCCUUGGGGUACUCCAUGACAAAGCCUGAUGUGAUCUUCAAGUUGGAGCAAGAAUCAGCACCAUGGACAGUGGAGAAACCUGUGAAGCAGAGACUUCCAGAUCCCCAUGGAAAGAAUGAGCUGUUUGGAGCUAAUCAGAAAGGUCAAGAAAUAAUCUUCAGGCAAGUUUUAAUCACAAAAUUUAUAUAAUAACUGAAAAGAGAGCUGCAUUGCCA
Molecule: messenger RNA, 510 nt
Organism: Ochotona princeps (American pika)
Lineage: Eukaryota; Metazoa; Chordata; Mammalia; Lagomorpha; Ochotonidae
Product: zinc finger protein 569-like
Exons: 5
Coding region: 140-484 (114 amino acids)
Biological process (GO): regulation of DNA-templated transcription
Source: RefSeq, a predicted model, not a curated record